Messenger RNA from Eriocheir sinensis (Chinese mitten crab), 7449 nucleotides. RefSeq names its product proto-oncogene tyrosine-protein kinase ROS-like (gene sev). The transcript has 37 exons. The record is from RefSeq and is a predicted model, not a curated record. Gene Ontology annotation, molecular function: protein binding; ATP binding; transmembrane receptor protein tyrosine kinase activity. Gene Ontology annotation, biological process: protein phosphorylation; multicellular organism development; cell surface receptor protein tyrosine kinase signaling pathway. Lineage: Eukaryota; Metazoa; Arthropoda; Malacostraca; Decapoda; Varunidae. Gene Ontology annotation, cellular component: membrane; signaling receptor complex. Bases 204 to 7430 code for a protein of 2408 amino acids.
CCUUCAGUCAGUGACCAACCACGGCGGGGACGGGACAUACGCAACCACCCUCUCAGCACCCUGCCCACCCGACCUUACGAUUGACCAACCAUCCACGUGUAUCAGUGACCCUAGCGAGGCAGUGGUGACCUAGCAAGAUGACCUCCGCGCGGCCAGGGUCACGGAACUAACGCUUGACCUCUGUGACCUAGGAUUUGUUUAUUAUGGUGUGGGAGAGGUCAACGAUGUUGGUGGUGCUAGUGGUGCUGGUGAUGGUGACCUCCGCAGCGGCUGAGGUCACGGUGGAUUGUGACCUCGUGUGCCAAAAGGUGGAGAGCGUGCACGGGGCGGAGGAGAGCGAGUGUGACGCGGCCUGCAGGAGUGACCAGUGCCAUGCCGGUUGCCAGGACUGGAGGGCCGGCGUGGCGACCUCCUGCCGACAGACCUGUAGCGGUCUGGGGUGGGAGAGUGACGGCCCGGCGCUGACCUGCACCAUGGGAUGUGUCUACGGCGCGCAGGACUACAUGACACGCCUGCACGAGCUCGUGGGCACCCCCGGGGCUCCCCAGCUGGUGGGCGGCAGCCUGGGUGCGUCCAGCGUGGGUCUGCGGUGGUCUGGGUCCCCCGAGGUGCCCGCCGCCCAGUACCUGGUGCAGUACCGUGACGAGGGCGUGGGCUGGGUGUACUACCGCCCGCAGCACCCGCUCAACGAUACCCAGGCCACGCUGACACACCUCACGCCCUACACCAAAUACCAGUUCCGCGUGGCGUGGGUGGUGCUGGCCGGCCACGCGCCCAUCCUGUCAGCCGCCAGCCCGUACAUCAGCACCCUGGACUCCGGCCCGCCCAGAACGCCGCCCACGGCGGUCCCCCUGGAUGGGUCACGCGUUGAGGUGACCUGGGCACCCCCUGUGAGCCCCGGGGGUGACCUUAUCUUCUACACGCUGUACCUCAGGGCGAAGAAAGGCGGCAGGGAGAUUAGGGACAACAUUGACGCCCAGGAGGAGAGGAGGUACGUGCUCUCCCAGCUGAGCCCCAACACCACCUACAUCCUGAACCUCACCUCCACCAACCACCGCGGCGAGGGUCCCCCACGCGUCACCACCGUCACCACCUACCCCAAUGCACCAGCGGUGGACGAUGGGCAAGGUUACCUCCUCCUGACCUCUGGCGCCAGUCUCCUCAAGCUGGGCCUGGACACCAUUGACCCCCUGCAGCACAUAUACAACACCUCUCGCAGGCACGCCAUCACAGGCAUGGCAGUCCACAUCCACCGCGGAAUCGUCUACAUCAGCGACACGAGUGGAUCGAUCCUACAACUCCACCCUCCGACGAACCGCUUCAGAACAGUCCUCUCCGCCGAACAGCUCCACGGACUUCCGCUCGGACUCUCGGUGGACUGGCUGAAUGGACACCUGUACUACGUGAUCCGCCUGCAGAGUCCACUUGAGCAGGUCUGGCAGGUCUGGCGGUCCGGACUCGUGGGGGAUGGUCCGACUCUGGUCCAUGGGGAGCUGAAGUAUGAGGCGCGGCAUUUGCAGGUCGAUCCCUAUAAUGGAUACAUUUGGUGGAUUUCGGAGGACCUCAAACCUGGACUCUACCGCCUUGACCUCAACCCAAAUGGAAGAGGAGAAGAAGAAGAGGAAGAAGAAGGAGGAGGAGGAGGAAGAGGCACAUCAGGAGGAGGAGGAGGAGGGCCACGGAGGGUCUUGGAAGGUUCAGACUUGGGUGGACUGGUGCUUGACCCUCCAAAUUUUCAAGUCCUGGUAGCGGAUCGGCGGAAGAACGCUAUGCUGGCUGUGUCUCUGGAUGGCACCUCCGUCACGCAGCUCCACCCCAACACCCAGCAGGCCUUCUUCCGCAAGCUCACCUCCGUUGUCUAUCUCCACCGACGGUUCUUCUGGACGGACGGGAAGGAGGUGUUGACAGAGGAAUUGAACAACGGAACCUUCUACCAUAACAGCUACCUCUUAGUGGGCAACGUCAGCAUCGGGAGUCUGGCGGCCGUGCACCGCUCCACCCAGCCCUGGCCCGUGCCCCUCACACCACCCACCCGCCUGCAGGCCGUCUUCACCCGCCGCUCAGCCGCCCUCACCUGGCAUGCACCCGCCCUGCCUGCCUUGAUGGGUGUGGGUGCGUGGCAGGAGUGGCGUUACGAGCUCCACAUCCAGGACGGGGUGCGAACCCUGUACCGCAACAACAUAUCAGCCACCACAUACCUGGCACCCAACCUGAGGCCUUACACCUUCUACAUCAUCAAGGUCAGGGCGUACUCCCAGGGUGGACGCGGCCCCUGGAGUGCUGAGUUCCGAGGCAGCACCCUGGACAGCACUGAGGAGGCCCCCCGACUGGUGCUGGCCACAAACACCCAGUUACUGAUGACAAACAUGGCCGGCAGUGACUCCACAGUGCUGGUGGGGCAGGAGGAGCUCAGGAGCCAGCUCCAGGAGGGUCACAUCACCGACCUCUCCUUCUUCCGCGACUCCCUGGUUCUUGCCGUCAGUAACCAGAGCAGCCUGGUCCUCAACACAACCUCCGGCACAUUUUCGCGAGUGGCCGGCACGCAUGGGGUCCUCAGUGUGUCUGUGGACUGGCUCACGCACCGACUCUUCUGGGCCAAUCCUCAUAAGCAGAUGAUCGGGUGGAGCGCCAUGGACGGCCCCGCUCACGGCCCCUUCAACGUGGUCACAGCGGCCAGGGAGGUCCGCGUGGACGCCCUACAUGGCCGCCUCUACUGGACCACUCCACAUGCACUCCACUCGUCCACGCUGGCCGGGCGGAAUGUCUCCACGCUGCAUAGGGAAGGAAUAUUCUCUGGCAAGCAAGUAUACGGGCUUACAGUGGACUCAAGUGGAGGGCGUGUGUGGUGGGUCGUGAGGGAUGCAGGCGGAUGUCACCUCCACUCCGCAGCCCUGUCAUCCACUCACACACACACCCGCCCACACCUCACCCACCCCCCACGCCUCCUGCCACACACCGUACAAGUGGGGUCCAUGUGGUACCUGAGCAAUCGUCUGGUGUGGCUCGGUGAGGACGGGGACGCUAGAGUUGCAGACAUCAGCCUCAACAACUCCGCCAGCCUGCACACCUCCGCCCUGCAGGUCCUGAGGUUCACCGUGGUCCUGCCCGCCCUGCACCCCAUGCCAGACGGAAUGCAAGCGGAGAGCGUUCUACCAGGCGCGAUUGACCGAAACGGAGUGAGAGUCAUGCCUGGCGGAACCUGGGAUUCGUUCAACAUAACAUGGCCAGCGAUUACGUCAACAACCCACGCAGCGCUAAUGUACGAGGUGGUCAUCGGCACUGGGGAGCGAUCGGGGGAGCGAGCGAGUGACGGGUUGACGCACCACCCACCCACGCUUACCCCCAACACCACCCUAGCCUACGCCAACCCCUCCCUGCCGCCCUAUUCCUCCAUUAGGGUGUCCGUGAGGGGCGUGACGGACUGGGGUGUGGGGCCGAGGGUGGUGGUGGGCCUCAGAACACCGCCGUCGCUACCUGGCGCUCCUGUUCAACUCCGGGUGUUCGUCAGUAGGCCUAUAGAGGCCCUCCUCCCCAGUAUAUGCCUACGCUGGUCACCUCCAAGGAACGCCAACGGUGCCCUCACAGGAUACAAGGUCACCUACUGGGGUCAAGAACAUGUCCUGAACGUGUCCCAAGGUGUCCGGGUGCCAGCUGACCCGACCCAGUUCAUCCUCAGUGACCUCGACCCUACUGUGACCUAUACCUUCAGGGUAUCUGCCAUCAACACCGUGGGGGAGGGACCGGCCAGCACACCCAUCAACACCACUCCAGUUCAACACCAGCCCCUCCCGAUGCUGGUGGUGGUGCAUGUCAACACCAGUCGUACCUCCACUUUAGAUGCGGACCUUGGUGUUGAGGAGGUGGUGGUGGAGGGGGGGGCACUGGGGGUGAGAUUUGUGGCCCCCCUCCUUCAACACCAUCUCAACUCUGCACCUCCACUGACCUCCUCCUCCUCCUCCUCCUCCUCCUCCUCCUCCUCUUCCUCUUCCUCUCCGAUUGCUAGUGCUUUAAGUGCCUCACCUAUCUCCUCUUCCUCCUCCUCCUCCUCCUCUUCCUCCUCCUCUUCUUCUUCCUCCUCCUCCUCCAAUUCUUCUUCCUCCUCCUCCUCUGAGUCUUCUUCUCCUAAUAGCUUAUCCUCCUCCUCCUCCUCCUCCUCUGAUAUUCCUUCCUCCUCCUCUUCUGAUGUCCCUUCCUCUUCUUCCUCUUCCUCCUCCUCCUCCUCCUCCCUGUCCAAAUUGGUGUGGAUGGACCUCAACUCCGACAUCUUCAUCACCUCCACCACCACCAACGCCACCACCCGCAUCCUCCGCCUGGCGGGUGAAGGGGUCGGACUGGCCCUGGACUGGGUGGGUGAGGUGGUGGUAUGGGGGGAGAGGCACCCCCCACCCACCCACAACAUGACCCUCCGUACCCUGACCCUUAAUGGAGGAGGAGGAGGAGGAGGAGCGAAGAGUCUGAAGGAGGUUGGUGUCAGAGGGAAGGUCACGCAACUCCUUCUAUCUCCAAUGACGAGCCAGGUGUUGGUGGUCCACAGUAUCGGUACCAGACUCCAGGUGUCCAUCACGGGCCUCAGAACCACUACCGGGGACCUCGAGAAUGUCUUUGACCAGGGGAGGAGUUCAAAAUGCAACUGUCGCAGAAAUCCUGACCUGACUGGAGCGGUCACCCUCGACUCCACAAACUCCACCCACCUCCACCUAUACUUCUCCACCUCCUCCUCCUCCUCCUCCUCCUCCUCCUCCAACUCCUCCUCCUCCUCCUCCUCUUCCUCCUCCUCCUCAGUGGUCUUCCGGAGUAACUUAGAAGGGUGUCUGUGUGAGCCAGUCUUCUACCCUGGACAGUAUGGGUUAGGCACCUGUACCCACCUGGCAGUCGACUCCACCCACCUAUACUGCCACUCCACCUCCACCAACACCUUAGCGUGGGUGUUGAAAGGUGGAGGUGGUGGAGGAGGUGGAGGAGGUGGGUACCCCCGCACUCUUCCACUUAGGGAUGUGUCCGCUAUUCUUCCGCUAGACCCUGCCACCCAGCCCCUCCCAGCCUGGUCGUGUCUGGUCUGGAGGAACAUGACCCGCUUACCAAGGCUCAUCGGAAGUCGCGAAACAGCUAUCGGGCUUGAACUGGGAACCCCUCUGCCCCUCGGGUCCGACUGUGGCCCCGUGUCAAUGCCCCCGCCCACCUUCAUCCUAUACUACGGCCCCAUCCAUGCCCCGGGAGCUGGUGGCGGGGCGGGGGAGACAGGGUGCGAUAAGGAGUUGAAGGAUUGCUGGGUUCUGAGGAGUCCGGACUCCAUGGUGACCGUGGGUGACCUGCAGCCGUACACACACUAUGCCUUCCGAGCCGCGGUGGAGACUGUCUACAACAAGCGCUUAGGCCUACCCUCUGCACCGGGCCCUGUGGCAGUGUACAGGACCAAGGCAAAAGCCCCAGAGGGCGUAGGAGAGGUGACGGCCCUCGCACUCUCCCCCGAGGAGGUGCGCGUCAGCUUCCUAGCCCAGGCCGGGGAGAGCUAUGAGGUGCUGUGGCGGAGGGGGGGGUCCUCGGCCGGCCCCCUGCGCCCCCCUCCACCCCCCACCUCACAGCGCAUGGAUGUGACGAUCGCCCAUCUAUUGCCUAACACCAAGUAUGAGGUCUGGGUCAAGGUGUACUCCAAGGACAGACUGGUGGAUGUGGACAGCGACUACGUGGGUGUCAUGACCUUGCCUGCCCUUCCACCUUUGACCCUCCGCCAUGCGGCCGCCCGUGCCCUGGUGGUGGCCUGGACGGCUCCGGCGGAUGGCUCGGUGAAUAGGCAUAAGUUCCAGUACAUCCCAGAAGGCAAAUCAGUGUGGCGAUCCCUGGACACCAAGCUGACCUCCGCUGACCAGACCUACGUGGCCAACCUGACCCAGCUUGACCCGGCCACCCACUACCUCUUUAGGGUCCAAGUGGUCUAUGCGGGGACCUUCCACAACUACACAUGGCCAUCAGAACCACUUUUUAAUUACUCCACCCUGAGUGAGAUCCCAGGGCCGCCAGGACAGGUGAUGCGGCAACAGGUUGGCGGCUUACCCCUGGGGAGCGGCCUCAAGGUGUGGUGGCGGGGGGCGGCUGCUAACGGGGCCCCCAUAGUCUCCUACACCCUCCAGGCCGCCCCGUACCACCCCCACCACAGCCCCGCCCCCGCCAGCCCCGCCGGACGUGCCCCGACCACCCCCAAUGUGACCUUUACCACAGUGUAUAAUGGCUCAGCCAACGAGUGGAUCAUCCAGGGCCUUGACGCCACCUCCAGCUACAUCUUCCGCGCCCGUGCCGUCAACCGGUUGGGUCAAGGGCCGUGGGGGGAGGAGAACAUCAUCAGUACCAUCGCCGGGCCAACCAUGCUCAACCAGACCCACCUGCCAACCAUACUGUCGUCAACCAUACCGCCCAUCGCCCUAGUGCUCCUCAUGUUGUGUGUGUCCGGUUGCUAUGCUAUGCGGAGAACCGAGCGGCGGAAGAAGCGGAAGGCCAAGUCCGCCUCCAUCACUGACACCACGCACCACCACCACCACCACCACCCGCACCACCACCAGCACCACCACCCCAGGAGCAGGGAGGUGGAGUUGGCGACACUGCGACACCUUCCGACGAAUAACAAUUUUGUGACGGAAAAUAACGUUCUGUACGACAUCAGCGGCUUUCCAGGCGACGACCUUGACCUUCCCCACGUGUCACGCCACUGCAUAACCUUGACCAAGUUCCUGGGUAGUGGGGCCUUCGGGGAGGUCUUCGAGGGGACAGCCUGCGGCCUGCCCUGUCUGCCCGAGGUCACCAAGGUCGCUAUUAAGACGCUUCGUAAGGGCGCCACGGACCAAGAGAAGGUGGAGUUCCUGAAGGAGGCACAACUCAUGAGCCACUUUCAACACGAACACAUCCUCCGUCUCCUGGCCGUCUGCACCGACCACGACCCGUUCUUCCUCAUCCUGGAGCUCAUGGAGGGGGGUGACCUUCUGUCGUACCUCAGGACCAGCAGGGGGAGUGAGGCCGGCCUAACCCUGGGGGACCUGGUGGCCAUGUGCCUGGACGUGGCCAAGGGUUGCGUCUACCUGGAGGAGAUGCAUUACGUCCACCGAGAUUUGGCCGCCCGGAAUUGCCUCGUGUCGACAACCGAUCCGCUCUCCCGCAUCGUCAAGAUUGGGGAUUUCGGGUUGGCGAGGGAUAUUUACAAGAAUGAUUACUAUAGGAAGGAGGGUGAAGGACUCCUACCGGUGCGUUGGAUGUCCCCGGAAUCCUUAGUGGACGGCGUAUUCACGAGUCACAGUGACGUCUGGGCUUUCGGAGUCCUACUGUGGGAGAUCCUUACCCUAGGACAACAACCAUAUCCUGCACGCACCAACCUGGAAGUCCUACACCACGUCAGGAGUGGCGGGACCCUGACGCGGCCUCCCGGAUGUCCUGAGGAGCUGUGAGUAUCCUAUGGUUGAUGUA